Molecule: messenger RNA, 1014 nt
Organism: Prorocentrum cordatum
Lineage: Eukaryota; Dinophyceae; Prorocentrales; Prorocentraceae
Source: the annotation of a GenBank genome assembly
AGGAGCCCGAGGUGGACCCGCGCAGGCAGGACCCGCCGCCCCGGGCGCCGCCGGUGCAGAUGCCGGUGAUCGACACGGGCGAUGGAGGUAAGCUGGACGUGAUGUCGAAGCUGCUCGAGGACCGACCGCGUCAUCAUCCUCGGGGGGGAGGUGAAGGACGAGAUGGCCCAGGUGCUCAUUGCCCAGAUGCUGUAUCUCUCUAGCGAGAACCCCAACGAGGACGACAUUACAAUGUACAUCAACUCGCCUGGCGGCUCGGUGUCCGCGGGCAUGCCCCGGGCCAUCCACGACACAAUGCAGUUCAUCCCGUGCGACGUUAAGACGGUGUGCUUUGGGCUGGCGGCAUCCAUGGGCUCCUUCCUCCUGGCCGCGGGCACCAAGGGCAAGCGCAUGAGCCUGCCGAACUCCCGCAUCAUGAUCCACCAGCCCCUGGGCGGUGCGCAGGGGCAGGCCACGGACGUCCGCAUCCAGGCCCGCGAGAUCCUCUUCAUGCGGGAGAUCCUGAACCAGCACCUGGCCGACUGCACGGGGCAGACGAUGGAUAAGAUCAAGGAGGACUGCGACCGGGACAACUUCAUGACGCCGGAGGAGGCCAAGGACCGAGUGCGGCCGCCUCCAGGGGGUGUUCCGUGACGUGCGCAUCUUGCCGUUGCAGUGCCCAUUCGCGCUGGAGAUCGAUUCGAUUGAUCGGCACAUUUUUUGGAUCACCUCAGGCAUGCACCCGUUCCUUGGCCGAUUGUUGCGCUGCAGAAAAUGCCGAGGAGUACGGCCUCAUCGAUGACAUCAUCCCCACCAAGUCCUGGCCGCGCAUCCAGAAGCCGCCGCGCCCCGACCUGUGAGCGUCGAGCGCACCCCGCCGCCAGCGCAGGGGGGGGCGCACCUCCCCGCUGGGUCGGGGCCGCGGGGGCCUCGAGGGCUAGGCUGCUCCAGCCUACACUGGCCUCGAUCACCAGGAAGAUUUUCGAGCACCAGGAAAGUAAUCGUCUCUCUUUGGUUUCUUCCCCACAAGCAGGU